AUGCCACUGAAGAUGGUACAAGUGCGGCACCCUGUUGAUUCUAUCUCUUGGGCACAAGUGAAUGCUAAAUGGCCAGACUUUGCUGCUGAUCCACGGAAUCUUCGACUUGGGAUUUCUACAGAUGGGAUGAACCCUUUCUCCAUGCAAAGCACCAAUCACAGCACAUGGCCAGUGUUGUUAGUGAACUAUAACACGCCUCCAACCAUGUGUAUGAAGGCUGAGAAUAUAAUGCUGACUUUGUUGAUCCCUGGUCCUACUGCUCCUGGUAACAACAUUGAUGUUUACCUAGCACCACUGAUAGACGAUCUAAAGGAUUUGUGGGCUGAGGGUAUUGAAGUGUAUGACUCAUUUGCGAAGGAGAACUUUAAUCUCAGAGCCUUGCUGCUUUGGAGUAUCAGUGACUAUCCAGCCUUAGGAACACUGUCUGGAUGUAAAGUAAAGGGGAAACAAGCCUGCAAUACCUCUAGAGAAGGAAAAAAAAGGAAAAGACUAGAGUUGGAAGAUGAUGAGAGGUUACAAGAAGAAGAGUGUGAAGAAUCAAAUGAACUAUGGCGGUGGAAGAAGAGAUCAAUAUUCUUUGAUCUACCUUACUGGAAGGAGUUGCCUGUUCGUCACAAUAUUGAUGUUAUGCACGUAGAAAAGAAUGUGUCCGAUGCUAUAUUGUCUCUGUUGAUGCAAAGUGCGAAGUCAAAAGAUGGGUUGAAAGCAAGAAAAGAAGACUUAGAAGAUAUUGGAAUCAGAAAGCACUUGCACACAGAGGUGAGGGGAAAGAAAAACAUACUUACCUCCUGCUGCCUACUGGUUAUCGAAGAGAGAGAAGACCAUUUUCUGCCAAAGAACUUGUUACCAGCUGCAUUAAGAGGGUUGUUACAUAGGGGUCCUAGGAUAGCCAUAAAUAGAUUAUGCAGUUACUUCAACAGGUUGUGUCAGCGCAUCAUUGACCCAGAGAAACUUAUAUCCAUGGAGACAGAGUUUGUGGAGACAAUGUGUCAGCUGGAGCGCUUCUUCCCUCCAGCCCUUUUUGAUAUCAUGUUUCACCUUCCACUACAUUUAUCAAGAGAGGCACGGUUGGGAGGACCAGUUCACUUCCGAUGGAUGUAUCCCUUCGAAAGGUACAUGAAAACACUAAAGGCUUUUGUUAAGAAUUAUGCAAGGCCAGAAGCAUGUAUGGCUGAGGCGUAUUUAGCUGGAGAAUGUGUUGCAUUUUGUUUAGAGUUCCUUAAAGAAUCAGUACCAGUUCAAGAAGCAGUUAAUCGUAAUGAAGAUGUUGAGGCUGAUAGAAUGGUGGUUGAAGGCCGACCUCUGCAGAAGGGUAUAGAGGUUACCCUGUCAGAUAAAGAUAGAGACAUUGCACAUCGAUAUGUGCUAAUGAACAUGGCAUCUUUGGAUCCCUUUCUUGAGUAA
Molecule: messenger RNA, 1404 nt
Organism: Brassica napus (rape)
Lineage: Eukaryota; Viridiplantae; Streptophyta; Magnoliopsida; Brassicales; Brassicaceae
Exons: 5
Coding region: 1-1404 (467 amino acids)
Source: RefSeq, a predicted model, not a curated record